CCACCCUGCAGGACAGAGAACAGAGUCAGAGCCGGGCAGCAGCAGAAACAUCACCUCAGUCUGCUGGUUCAGAGCAGCACAGACACCAGAGCAGGUCCAGGACUCCUCAGAGUGGAGCUCUGCUGCUGGUUUCCUCCCACUGACAGGAUCUCAGAGCUGCUUCUCUUCAGUCUGCUGCCAACAACAGCUCAAGGAUGGGAGUUGAUCUGACAGCUGGCUGACGAACCGACUCCACGCUGGGAUCUGGACUCCUUGUUUUCCAGCUGCUGCUCCGGCGGAGGCGCUCUGGUCCAGGAGGACUGGACCACGGUUCACAGAUCUGACGGGCGAUGGUAGAUGUUUGAACCCACAGUGAACCAGGAUGGAGCCUGUUAAAAGAGACAUGGAGCUGCUCAGUAACAGCAUGGCGACCUACGCUCACAUCAAAGCAAACCCGGAGAGCUUCGCGCUCUACUUCAUGAUGGGCGUCUGCUUCGGCCUCUUCAUGGCGCUCUGCCUCCUGGUGGCCGGAAUCGCCUGCAGGACUCGCCGACACAUCAGACCUCCUCCUUCCCCCGAGAGGAGGCAGCUGAAGGAGUCCAGCGAGGAAGAGGAGGAGGAGGAGGAGGAUGAGGAGAGUGUUGCAGAGGAGGACGGGGUGGAGGUGGAGGUCCACAAAGCCACCGUCGGGCCUCUGAGCAGCAGCCAAUCGAACGGCACUCUGAGGAGCGUGAACGUGUUUGCGUCGGCCGAGGAGCUGGAGAAGGCGAGGCGUCUGGAGGAGAGGGAGCGAAUCGUCCGGGAGAUCUGGAGGAACGGGCAGCCGGACAUCCUGGUGACCGGAACCGGAACCAUCGGACGGGUUCAUUACCACUAACAGACACUGGGACUGGACCGGAACUGACUGUGAAGGGCAAAGUCGUGCACAUCGCAAAGAAACGUGCUGCACCUUUAAAGUACGGAGGCACCAAGACGCCACGACCAAAAUAAGACUGAAUGAAAAUACAUUGUGGGGAAAAAAAGCUUUCUUUGAGCCUUUUAUUUUGAAAAACUGCAGCAAACCUCCCGACAAUGUGUCAGAAUAAUAAAACUGUGUAUUCAGGUUAAACCUUUAUAUCAUAAUGAAACGUUUCUGUGUAAAAAUAGGGUUGAAAUAAAAUGAAAUACAUUUAAAUCUGUUCUGUCCUCCGUCACAUGCAAAUAAUUUCUGUACGCUCCCUAAAUAAAUAAAAAUAUUAUGAAAUAA
Molecule: messenger RNA, 1225 nt
Organism: Stegastes partitus (bicolor damselfish)
Lineage: Eukaryota; Metazoa; Chordata; Actinopteri; Pomacentridae
Gene: eva1bb
Product: eva-1 homolog Bb (C. elegans)
Exons: 3
Coding region: 362-856 (164 amino acids)
Source: RefSeq, a predicted model, not a curated record